AUGCACGGAGAUUCACAGUACGGAGUACACGCGGCAUACAUGGCAGAUUCACCGCCCUAUCAAGUACAUGGGCAGGAGAAGGCGCUUGGACGGGGUGGCUCCGUCUCUUACGUCGUACCUGCUGGCGAAUUGGCCCUAGACGAGUGCGGAUUGCACGCAGAGGCAAGACGUCGGCAGGAGGAGCAACGGCACGAUGCACGAGAUGGCCGCUCGCCUUGGUCCGGGUGCUGCGGUGCAGGAGAGAACAUGGUCCAGCAGAGCGACGAAGCCUGA
This is a messenger RNA of Grosmannia clavigera kw1407, 273 nucleotides long. RefSeq lists its product as uncharacterized. Bases 1 to 273 code for a protein of 90 amino acids. The record is from RefSeq and is a predicted model, not a curated record. NCBI's taxonomy places the organism in Eukaryota, Fungi, Ascomycota, Sordariomycetes, Ophiostomatales, Ophiostomataceae. The transcript has a single exon.